This is a messenger RNA of Doryrhamphus excisus (bluestripe pipefish), 2893 nucleotides long. RefSeq names its product golgin A7 family, member Bb (gene golga7bb). Lineage: Eukaryota; Metazoa; Chordata; Actinopteri; Syngnathiformes; Syngnathidae. The record is from RefSeq and is a predicted model, not a curated record. Gene Ontology annotation, cellular component: palmitoyltransferase complex. Gene Ontology annotation, biological process: peptidyl-L-cysteine S-palmitoylation; protein targeting to membrane.
CUUCCCCGCCAGGCUGCGUGAGCUGCACUACCAACAACACGAGCAGGCGCGUGUCAUCCUCCACGCGGGACAAAUUCCACAUCCAAAGCAGCAACAUGGCGACAGAGUUCCACAGCCUCCAGGAGAUGAGGCGCAGUGCUUCACUGGUGAUGAAAGUGUUCAUACAGAGAGACUACAGCGAAGGUACCGUCUGUCGAUUCCAGACCAAGUUUCCCUCUGAGCUUGACAACAGGAUCGAGCGGAACUUGCUGGAGGAAACGGUCAAAACCCUGAACUCGUACUAUGUGGAGGCUGAAAAAAUCAGCGGACAGUCUUACCUGGAGGGAUGUCUGGCUUGUGCAACGGCAUACAUCAUUUUCCUCUGCAUGGAAACACGCUAUGAAAAGGUUCUGAGGAAGAUCACCAGUUACAUCCAGGAACAGAACGAGAAAAUCUACGCUCCUCGAGGGCUGCUGCUCACCGACCCCAUCGAGAGGGGAAUGAGAGUUCUGGAAAUCAGCGUGUUCGAGGACCGAGGCUCGGGCAGUUCCAGCCCCUCCAGCAGCGUGUCUUCUGCAGGAGGAAGCGCUCGAUGACUGGAGGGCCAGCGCCAGGCUUAUGGGUACAUGCACCACGGAGGAAGCGGCACGCUCGCCAACAUCCGCAUGCUGAAACACGAGAGCACCCGCUUCUGAGACAUGAUGAAGAAAUACUCCAUACUGAGAACUAACAACAUACCACCUCGGGAAGCGGGAGGAACGCACACUUGAUAAAUAUAAGAGUAAAACCGUACAUAGUCAUGUGACUCAUCCAUUUCUCAUGAGUCAACUGCUGAUUCAGCAGGCUUAUACGUAAUUAGUGAGUGUUAAUUGACUGAAGAGCAGCAAUUCAAACAUGCAACAAGAAAACUUAAUAAGGUCAAACCGGGCCUACUGUAGCACUGCAAGCUUCAUUUUUUAAUGUAUUUAGCAGAUUGAAUUUUUGGAUUAUUUAUACCAAUCACAUGUACACUAAUGGAGAAUGUCGAAAUGUCCGAACCACAGCUGCAAAUCACUCCCACGCAAACAGAAAAAUUCCAAAUAUUCUUAGCGAUACACAUUGGAAUAAGGACGUGCACACUCAUGAAUAAGCACACAGCUGUCGUGAAUCGCCUUGCAUUCCUGCACACACACAAUUGGCAGACACUGUCUCGACCUGGCCUCAGUAUUCUCUGAGGUUCCCAUUCAGUGCUUGUUUGUUUAGUUGUGUGUGUGAGAGAGAGAGAGAGAGAGCGCGCGAGAGAGUGUGUUAUCUCAUGUGCCAUCAAGCAAAAAUAAAUAGAUUAAUUUAUGAGAAAUGUCGGGCAAAUUUUGACAUUCCUGAUCUAAAAUAUCAAAUUUAAAGUGUAUAAACACAUUGAAUAUUUAUUUGUUGAUUGAUUGAAAACAGUUAGUGUGAGUAUUACACAGUUCUAGCGCCAUCUAGGGAACUGGUGGUGGCAUUCAAGUUUUAAUUUCAUUCAUUCAUUCAUUCAUUCAUUCAUUCAUUCAUUCAUUCAUUUUCGACCGCUUUUCCUCACGAGGGUCGCGGGGGGUUGCUGGAGCCUAUCCCAGCUGUCUUCAGGCGAGAGGCGGGGUACACCCUGGACUGGUCGCCAGCCAAUCACAGGGCACAUAUAGACAAACAACCAUUCACACUCACAUUCAUACCUAUGGACAAUUUGGAGUCACCAAAUGUGGAAUGUGGGAGGAAACCGUAGUACCCGGAGAAAACCCACGCAUUCACGGGGAGAACAUACAAAGCCGAGGGUGGAAUCGAACCCUGGUCCUCCUAGCUGUGAGGUCUGCGCGCUAACCACUCGACCGCCAUGCCGCCCCAAGUUUUAAUUUAUAAUCAUAAAACCAAAUAUUCCCUAUAGAAUUGUUGCUUGAGUCUUGCUGCAGCCUCAGUGGAUCAGUAAAAUAACAAUAAAUAACACAGAAGAUGAAGCUACACUGUGCAUCCUCCUGAGCUUUUCAUGCCUUCAUGUUUCAUCCCAGUGGAUGGUACCCAACCUGGUGCUGACGGACUGAUUUAAAGACUCACUACGAAGCCACAAACAGGCUUCUUGGACAAUGUAUAUAAGAAAUAGAAAGAAGGUAUAUGCAGCAUAUACUCUACUGUACCAAAUGAAUAAUGCUGCAUAUGAGAGAUUGUGUACUUGGUAAUAAUGAUUGUGCUUUAUACGCAUUUUCAUACACUCUGAAUAUCUGUAUGCAUAAUUCUGAGCAGAAAAUAUGUACAUUUUGAAAAAGAAGUUUAUUCACUUUGUGGAAACUGUAAAAUAUCACUUUUCUCAGUCAUGUCAUGUCAUGUAUAUGAAGAGAAAUAUUGCCUAUUUUUCAUAUUACCUAAAAAAAUACAUAUUUUUCAUGGAUUUAAUUUUAUACAUGACAUAACAUAAUAUGUAAAUAUGAAAAACGUACUGUAUUUUAUCAGAUAGUGGCUACAGGUUUUGAUUUAUGAUAUGAGAUUACAUGAGUGGUAUUGGUUCCAUCCAUAUAUUUUCUAUGCGGCUUAUCCUUAUUAUUGAGUAUGAUGGAGCCUAUCCCAGCUGACUUUGGGUGAGGGACAGGUUGCAUCCUAGACUUGUAUAUGUAUGUCCUAUUUAAUUGUAUAAUAUGAAUAACAAGUACUAAUUUACUAUCGUAAAAAUUUUGUGUUAAAUCAAAAUUAAUUUUACAAUUGUGUUUAAUAAUAACAAAUGACUGGCAGAUUGCAAUAAAAACUACUCAAAAAACUGUUUGAAGACUGCUUUUCUCUUAAAGAGGACCUAUUAUGUUCAUUUUCGGUCCUAUGUAUUGAGUUGUGGACUCUUACAGAGAAGCUAUACACACCGGCAGAGAAAGCUUUCUAGAUCUUCCAGAUUCUGCACCCCGCUCAAAUGAGCUGUUUA